UGGUUUAAAGAUAGGACAGGUGUAAAACAUCCAGAGCAUACAUAAGAUUGAUGAUAAGGGAUGAGGUUUUAAAUACUCCUAUUAGUUGAGUGGGUUGAGUUUAUGCGUGUGUAAAAAUGGCAGCCUCUGUGAGUUUGAGUCUAGUUGGUGCAUUCAAAGGACUCUCUUUAUCUUCUUCCAAUUCUUCUUCUUUGUUCGGUGUGAGUGUGAAUGUGAGUGGGGCUUGUCAACCUCUUCCCAAGUUGUUGAAAUAUCCAUUGACAAUUGAGUCUGCACACAAGAAAGGAGCUGGUAGCACUAAGAAUGGUAGAGAUUCACCUGGACAGCGCCUUGGUGUCAAGAUUUAUGGUGACCAAAUCGCUAAGCCCGGCUCUAUUAUUGUUCGCCAGCGCGGUACUAAGUUCCAUCCAGGAAAGAAUGUUGGACUUGGCAAGGAUCACACGAUAUUUUCUUUGAUUGAUGGACUAGUUAAAUUUGAGAAGUUUGGGCCUGAUAGGAAAAAGAUAAGUGUUUAUCCACGUGAAAUGCAACCUGAAAACCCCAACAGCUACAGAAACCGAAAGAGAGAAUCCUUCAGAUUACAGCGUGAACGUAGAAAGGCACGAAAAGAGGGUGUCAUCCUUCAGCCUCAGUUGGUAGUUGCUUCUGCUGUUGAAUCCUCCGAGGAUAAUCUCACUACCACUUGCUGAUAUAGGUCUUUCGGUUCUUAAACAUUCUAUUGUCAUUUUGGUUGUUUCUAGUAUUCACAUAUGCAGACCACAUGCUAAAUGUGCUUCUUCUGCCAUUGGUGUCUUUUGUUUGUAAAUUGCAUUACUGGAAGCAUGAGUCCAUGUCACAUGUAUAAGGACAGAAUGAAAUGGAUGUUUUGGAUUUGGAAAAAUGCACAAGUUCGUUUUAA
Molecule: messenger RNA, 898 nt
Organism: Capsicum annuum
Lineage: Eukaryota; Viridiplantae; Streptophyta; Magnoliopsida; Solanales; Solanaceae
Product: 50S ribosomal protein L27, chloroplastic
Exons: 3
Coding region: 117-689 (190 amino acids)
Biological process (GO): translation
Cellular component (GO): ribosome
Molecular function (GO): structural constituent of ribosome
Source: RefSeq, a predicted model, not a curated record